UAGCACAAGCAGAGAAGCGAGCUGAUGAGAAAUGAGAUUAAUGGCUUGCUUUGCCAGCCGUCUGAUCUCUGGCGGUUUCACCGGUCAUACCACAAUGUAAAUGGGAGCCAGGAGAAGAUCAGGCUUCAGCGGAGAGCAGCAAGGUGGAAUGUGAAUACGCUGUUGUAAACUCACUUGUGAAUCCUUAGGGAGUUUGUCGCUUUAGUUUUUGCAGUUCAAUGUCUCGAUGACAAGCUAUUUUAGAGCAGUUUUCAAUCCCAAUACCUCAAGCAGUUCCAGCAGCCCAACAGAACACGACUGCUGGCCUCAAGAAGCCGACAGUGACGAACAACAGACACAGAGUUACUUUAAAAAGAUUAAAAGAAGUCGCGGUUGUUUAAACAAAUCAAAGCGUCGUAGAUCACCCGGAACACCAAGGGCUCUGACCCAAAAUAUUAAGGACCUUAUGUCCCCAGAGGGCCCAAACAAAGGACACAAAAAGGGGCCUUGUUGUCAGGGUCGUAUAGAAGGCACUUCUUGGGGUAAUACAGAUGAGAGUCCUGGUAGUUGUAGUGACAUUGACAAUAAUCUUGCUACAUUAAGCCACUCCUGUAGUGAUUGCCCCUACACGCCUGGGUCUCCUGUCAUCAAUGUCACAGGACGGAUAGCGAAACGGAGAAAAAGAUGGAACUCAAACUCAGAGAGCUCCUCAGAGAGUAAUCAUCUUUCACCGCGGAAAUGCUCGGCAGAUGAAAUAUCCGACCUCGAGCCAGAGUUUAUUCCUAAACUGACGAACGACUCUAUGGAACUGACAGAAGAUGAACAAUUUACAAACGUCAUUCUUCAAUUUUCAGAAUCGUGUCUAGACGAAGAGCCUUGCACCCAAGAGGAGAACAAAAAGACAAGCUGUGCAGCCGGAGAUAAAACCCUGUCUCUUCCUGAUUCAUCUGUGUAGAAUAUUUUAAUUUACCAUAAAUAAUUAACUUGCUGCUGGGCAGCAAAUUUUGACAGAAUCCAUGCCUAAAUGGUACCCAGUCUCUUUGAAGGUCGAUUUAGCUGAGAAUGGGGCUGAGCUCUACUGAAAUGUAGACUUUGUCAUUUGAAUUGUAACAGAACCUUUAGGCAAAUGAACACCUGCUAUCGCUUAGCAACGACACAUAAUUGAAUUGCAAAUAUCAAAGUUUUAUCUUUUUUAUCGUAAGUUUUAAGCGCUCAAACAUUCAUAAUUUGUGGCUCAUAGGCCAUCAGCAAGUGUCAAUGAAAUUUGUAUUCUAAUUUCUGGUGUUAUGAUUGCGUCUGCAAUAUAUUUAUUACAUUGAAUCUCAUGUUAAUCCAGCGCUGGUAUUGCACGCUUGUUUAUGAAAAUAAAUCUUAUUUUUUUGUAUAUUAU
This is a messenger RNA of Pocillopora damicornis (cauliflower coral), 1369 nucleotides long. Its product is annotated as mitogen-activated protein kinase kinase kinase 12. Gene Ontology annotation, molecular function: ATP binding; protein serine/threonine kinase activity. Gene Ontology annotation, cellular component: cytoplasm. Gene Ontology annotation, biological process: protein phosphorylation. The record is from RefSeq and is a predicted model, not a curated record. Lineage: Eukaryota; Metazoa; Cnidaria; Anthozoa; Scleractinia; Pocilloporidae.